Messenger RNA from Benincasa hispida (wax gourd), 1493 nucleotides. RefSeq names its product polyubiquitin. Gene Ontology annotation, molecular function: protein binding. The record is from RefSeq and is a predicted model, not a curated record. Lineage: Eukaryota; Viridiplantae; Streptophyta; Magnoliopsida; Cucurbitales; Cucurbitaceae.
ACGUGAAUACGUGGCGGAAAAGUAAUGGAUAAAUUCAACGACCGACGUGACGAAAUUGCCCUUCCAAUUUCCUAUAAAUUCAGCCCUCCUGCCCUAGUUUUCUUCGCAAUUGAAUCUCUCUUCUCUACCGUAGCAAACCAAAUCGAAUUCUUCUAAGAUGCAAAUCUUCGUCAAAACUCUCACAGGCAAGACCAUCACCCUUGAGGUGGAGUCUUCCGACACUAUCGACAACGUCAAGGCCAAGAUCCAGGAUAAGGAAGGAAUUCCCCCGGAUCAGCAACGAUUGAUCUUCGCCGGCAAGCAACUCGAGGAUGGCCGAACUCUUGCCGACUACAACAUCCAAAAGGAAUCAACUCUUCACCUCGUCUUAAGGCUUCGCGGUGGCAUGCAAAUCUUCGUCAAAACCCUUACCGGAAAGACAAUCACCCUCGAGGUGGAGUCUUCUGACACCAUCGACAACGUAAAAGCCAAGAUCCAGGACAAAGAGGGAAUUCCCCCAGACCAGCAACGUCUCAUCUUCGCUGGAAAGCAACUUGAGGACGGUCGAACCCUUGCCGACUACAACAUCCAGAAGGAAUCAACCCUCCACCUCGUGCUCCGGCUCCGUGGUGGCAUGCAAAUCUUCGUCAAGACCCUUACCGGAAAGACCAUCACCCUUGAAGUGGAGUCUUCCGACACCAUCGAUAACGUCAAGGCCAAAAUCCAGGAUAAGGAAGGAAUCCCCCCAGACCAGCAGAGGUUGAUCUUUGCUGGAAAGCAAUUGGAAGAUGGGCGAACUCUUGCCGAUUACAACAUCCAGAAGGAAUCCACUCUUCAUCUUGUCCUCCGUCUCCGCGGUGGGAUGCAAAUUUUUGUCAAAACUCUCACCGGAAAGACCAUCACGUUGGAGGUUGAGUCUUCAGACACAAUUGACAACGUGAAGGCCAAGAUUCAGGACAAGGAAGGUAUUCCCCCAGACCAACAGAGACUCAUAUUUGCUGGGAAACAAUUGGAGGAUGGCCGAACUCUUGCGGACUACAACAUCCAGAAAGAAUCUACUCUGCACCUUGUCUUGCGUCUCCGUGGUGGUAUGCAGAUCUUCGUUAAGACUUUGACUGGGAAAACCAUCACCCUGGAGGUUGAGAGCUCCGAUACCAUCGACAAUGUGAAGGCGAAAAUUCAGGACAAAGAAGGCAUCCCCCCAGACCAGCAAAGGUUGAUCUUUGCCGGAAAGCAGCUGGAGGAUGGAAGGACCCUAGCUGAUUACAACAUUCAGAAGGAAUCAACUCUUCACCUUGUCCUUCGUCUCCGUGGUGGUUUCUAAAUCUUUCUUCUGUAUGUGUUUGGUGGCCUUGUGGAAGAAUUUGGGAUCUUUUUCUGCUUUAUAUUUUUCAAGUAUGUUGUUUGUAAAUGUUCUCUCAAGUUCGCAAUGGGGAGAACAUUGUUAUAUAUGAUAUGUAUAAUAUAGUUUGUGGGUUCAGAUAAAUAAAUUGAAGUUACUUUUCUCCCAGGAA